AUGGUGAAAAUAUACUCUGUUGACUCAUUCAAGCUGGUAUAUCGCGAGAUCAUAGCUAGCUCUUUUCUGGUCUCUAUUGCUUCGUUGGCACUGUUUCUCAGGCUUGCAGCUCGAUGGGCUAAAAGAAUACGCCUUUGGUGGGAUGAUUACACGAUCAUUGCUGUUUGGAUCAUACUUUGGGCAAUGUUUGUCAUACAAAUAAAAUACGCUCAAUAUGGCUCGGGGGAUCAAAUGACUACGAUUCCUCCCGACAACGUGAUACUCAUGCUAAAGAUUCUUCCUGGAUUUCAACUCCUAUGGGGCACAGCAAUGUCAUUGGCCAAAUUCUCCUACAUGUUCUUCUACCUGAGCGUAUUCAAAGCCAGCGAAAGAUUCCGCAGAUUGACUUUUGGCUGUAUGACCAUUGUGGCCCUGUGGUGGAUCGCAAAUGUUUUCCAGAUCUUCCUAAUCUGCAGACCGUUCAAAAUGAACUGGGACUCUACGGCGAAGGGAACCUGCGGCAAUCGUCCCUUGACGUACGCACUCGUUGGCGCCGUCAACAUAGCCACCGACAUUACAACUUUGCUUCUUCCAGUACCAACGGUGUGGAGUCUCCAAAUGCCAAAAAGGUUCAAAGUUGGCAUUACCGCUAUUUUUUGCAUAGGUUUGCUGAUCACCAUCAUCAGCAUCAUCCGCAUGCAAUCUCUGAUUGUGCUUUCCUUCACCGAGAUUAGCAGUUCAAUGGUCGACCCUGUUUUCUGGACCGUUGUGGAGCCGAGUCUCGCCGUAACAAACGCAUGUCUACCUAUAAUCCGCCCUAUUAUCGCCAUAAUACUCCCCGGCCAUUUUUUUUCGAGUGCCCAGAAAACGCCAAAAAGAGGACAAGGCAGCGGCAGCGGCAGCACAAGGGAAUUCAGAAAUAUCGAGGAGGAUGGUGGGAACUAUCCGCUCUCGCCGCUGAAUGCCGGGAUGACGACUAGUCAUGUUGUAAGCGAUCAAAAGACGUGGAAUAAUGUCGGGGGUGCUACUGCUGCUGCUGCUAUGGACACGGAUGAUGAUUCUCAGCGAAGGAUUUCCAAUGAGAAUACGGGGCCGUUGGGACGUAUAACGCGGACCACGGAAUGGGAGGUUCAACGUUGA
Messenger RNA from Talaromyces rugulosus, 1119 nucleotides. RefSeq lists its product as uncharacterized. The record is from RefSeq and is a predicted model, not a curated record. Lineage: Eukaryota; Fungi; Ascomycota; Eurotiomycetes; Eurotiales; Trichocomaceae. The transcript is spliced from 5 exons. Bases 1 to 1119 code for a protein of 372 amino acids.